This is a messenger RNA of Bombina bombina (fire-bellied toad), 1299 nucleotides long. Its product is annotated as protein ITPRID2-like. The transcript has 2 exons. The annotation marks the transcript as partial. Lineage: Eukaryota; Metazoa; Chordata; Amphibia; Anura; Bombinatoridae. The record is from RefSeq and is a predicted model, not a curated record.
GUUCAUGAGCCCCUACAGACCAUGGGAAGUAGUGCAGAUAGUUGCGAUAGUGAAACAACUGUAACUUCUGUUUGUGACGAUCUAAAGACUCCAUUAGCAACGGAUCCGCCAGAACCUAUAGACUUUGAAAUUGAUGAGUUUUUAACCCCCAUAGACUUAAAUGAAAGUAAAGUAUUUUUUGGCACAAACCAAGAAAUAAGUAAAGAAAACGUUAUAUCGGAAAAUCAAAUGGGUAUCUAUGAAGAUUGUAAGACACAAGAGGAACUUAACUCUGGUGCUGAAAUUAAUCAAGAUACCAGUGAAGAAGAACUGCAGCACCAAUGUACAGUUGAGAGUGAGCUUGAGACGGGCAGUGAAUAUGAACUGGUUCCUUACAUGACGCAUCAUAUAUCUGAAUCGGUGGAUUGCUUCUCAGACUAUGAUGAUGGUUUUCAUCAGUUGGGAAAGGCUGAAACUGGUUCUCUGGAACGUGUAAAUGUUGCAUUACAGAGAGCUCAAAUGAAGAUGAUCAGUUCUGAAACAAGCGGAUCUAAAAGAGGGCGCAGCUUGGUUAAGUCCAAGGACUUAUUGAAACGGAGACACAAGUUGUCAGACUCAGGCUAUCCUUUGAGAAGGACACAGUCGUUACCUUCUGAAAUGCUUAGUCCAGUGAGGGUAGUCUCUAAAGUGAACAUCGUUUUAUCCUCGGGAAAAGCUACAGUGUGUAGCCCACCAACAUUUUCCUACAAAUACUCUCCAGAGGAGCAAGAAUGCAUGGAACCAUUGGACGAAGAAGCGAACACUAACUACAAAUCUACACUGCCCAUCUCUAAGAAAUCUGAAUACAAAGAAAACUACAAAACUUGUCCUAACAGGAUAACCGAUGAUACUAAUCCUGUUGGGUCACAAUCUAGCUCUAUGCAGACAACUUCACAAAGAUCACAUUCAUCUUGUUCUCUGCACUCUCUUCAGUCUGACUGGCAUGAAAGGCCGUUAUGUGAAUAUGCCAGGACAUGGAGCACACACAGUGUUCCUUGCUUUUCUGGGGCCUCGUGUGGUGCUCUGGUCUCACCAUAUGGUUGUCCACUGGCCCAGAGAUUAUCAUGUGGAUCUCUUAAUAGAUCAUACUCUGGAUAUAGUCUACCAGCUAUGUCAGCCCCUUCUACUACUGAAAUGCAACUGCGCAGAGUCCUGCACGAUAUCCGAAACUCACUACAAAACCUUUCACAGCAUCCUCUAAUGAGAGGGAGUGAUGGAACUACAAGUGGAUACAAUAACCAAAGACCAUCUGUUCUACCUCUGUAUGAAGUAAGUUUUGCU